AUGGAUGUGGAAAAUGAUAUUGCACCUGAAAAUGUUGAACUCCGGAGGACUCCUCAGAGGAAGGCGAAGACUCGUAAUAUCCUAGAGUGCGACAUGUCGUCAGAUACAGCUGUGCAUGAACUCCUGGAAUGCCCCGUCUGUAUGAAUGUUAUGUACCCGCCUAUUCACCAGUGCCCAAAUGGCCACACCUUAUGCUCCAAGUGCCAGUCAAAGGUACGCUGCUGCCCGGUUUGCCGCCGCCAGCUAGGGAACAUAAGGUGCUUGGCCCUCGAGAGGGUUGCCGAGUCGCUCGAGCUUUCGUGCAAGUACCAAAGCCUCGGCUGUCGAGACAUAUUCCCCUAUCUUGACCGGCCGGGGCACGAGCUGAAUUGUCGUUUUCGUCCUUACAACUGCCCGUAUGCUGGGUCUGAAUGUCAUGUGAAUGGGGACAUCCCGUUUCUAGUGGCGCAUUUGCAGGUUGAUCACGAGGUGGACAUUCACGAUGCCUCUACUUUUAACCACAGAUAUGUCAAGUCCAGACCAGAGAACGUCGAGAAUGCCACGUGGAUGCUGACUAUCUUCAACUGCUUUGGCUACCAAUUCUGCUUGCACUUUGAAGCUUUCAACCUCGGAAUGGCCCCGGUUUACAUGGCGUUCGUUCGUUUCAUGGGGCACGAUGAUGACGCGCGAAAGUUUCGUUACAGCGUGGAAGUUGGCUCAAACGGCCGGAAGCUGACAUGGCAAGGAAUCCCCAGGAGCAUUCGUGAUAGCCAUACAGAAGUUCGGGACAACAUGGAUGGCCUCAUAAUUCACAGAAACAUGGCCCUCUUUUUCUCUGGAGGUAACGGGAGAGAACUCAGGCUGAAAGUGGCGGGACGCAUAUGGAAAGAACAAGCAUGA
This is a messenger RNA of Striga hermonthica, 879 nucleotides long. NCBI's taxonomy places the organism in Eukaryota, Viridiplantae, Streptophyta, Magnoliopsida, Lamiales, Orobanchaceae. The record is from the annotation of a GenBank genome assembly.